This is a messenger RNA of Ananas comosus (pineapple), 1039 nucleotides long. Its product is annotated as glycine-rich cell wall structural protein 2-like. The coding region runs from base 43 to 804 and encodes 253 amino acids. The transcript has a single exon. Lineage: Eukaryota; Viridiplantae; Streptophyta; Magnoliopsida; Poales; Bromeliaceae. The record is from RefSeq and is a predicted model, not a curated record.
CACUCAUUCCCUACCACCUUACACAACAACCACUAAACCACAAUGGCUAGAGUUAGUAGCAACUGUACUAGUGGUGCUAAGCAUCUUCUUGCUCUUUCCCUUGCUCUCCUCCUCCUUUGCGUCGGCGUCACCUCCGCCGCCAGAUCCCUUGUUGGGUUUGCGAGCGGUGGAGGUGGCGGCGGUGGCCAUGGCGGUGGCGGUGGCGGUGGAUAUAACGGUGGUGGUUACGGGUCCGGGUACGGUGAGGGGUACGGUGAGGGGGGUGGCGUAGGGCCCGGUGUAGGGCGUGGAAUGGGAGGAGGUGGCGGUGGCGGCGGCGGCGAAGGUGGCGGCGGCGGCUACAAUGGUGGUUCGGGGUACGGCUCUGGAUACGGUUCUGGGUACGGUGAGGGAGGCGGCGUAGGGAUUGGAGGAGAGUACGGAAGGGGAGAAGGCGGAGGCGGCGGGGGCGGCGGUGGGGAAGGUGGCGGUGUGGGCUCCGGUUACGGCUCCGGUCAUGGCUACGGAUCGGGCUACGGGUCCGGCGUGGGCGGGGCGCAGGGCGGUGGUUACGGAAGCGGAGGAGGCGGUGGCGGUGGCAGUGGCGGCGGCGGCGGUGGCGGCCCCGGUGGUGGCUUCGGAAGUGGAAGUGGAUCGGGAUACGGGAGCGGCGAAGGCGGUGGCAGCGUGCACGGCGGAGGAUAUGGAACUGGAGGCGGCGGCGGCGGAGGCGGGGGAAUGGGCGGCGGCGGCGGCGCAGGGUCUGGGUAUGGUUCUGGGUAUGGGUCUGGAUAUGGAAGUGGUGGGGGAGGAGGACACUACUGAGUUAGUUCGUAUAGCUCAAAAUAAGGUUCUACUUUACAUAUAUAGCAUGGAGGAGAAGGUCUGUUUAAGAAGAGAAUGUGAAACCUAGGGUGAACUAUAUAUAUAUAUAUACAUGUAUGUGAAAUUAUAAAGAUGUAUGUGGUUUGCGGUGUGUGUUAUCUUAAUUAGAAAUGUAAUAAGGGAAUCUGCAGGCUUUAAAUAAAGAAAUGGAGACUUAAUUAUAUAUAUAAAUUAA